Darwinula stevensoni is the source of this 727-nucleotide messenger RNA. Lineage: Eukaryota; Metazoa; Arthropoda; Ostracoda; Podocopida; Darwinulidae. The record is from the annotation of a GenBank genome assembly.
CGUCAGGAACUGCUCGGUGAAUCUUCACCAUGAAUUCCUUCGUCCUCUUCUCGUUCCUAUUAACUGGAGUUUUGUGCCAAGAUCUGGACGAGUCCUCGGAACUCGACGACGUCGUCUUCGUCUUCCCAGCGGGCCUCGGAGUGUGCAAUGCAACCCAAGUGGCCGCUACAAUCACUCGGCAAUACACAGGUCCUCCUCAUAAUCGUCGAAUUCACCAGGAGACCCAAACAACAUGUUUCUGCCCUCAAUGGAGACAUUGGGUGAAAAUCCCACCUAAUACCCAACAGGAAGUGAAUGCCACCAUCCCAGAGAAGCAUGACUAUGCUUGUGCCCAGCUGAAUGUGUGCAGAGAGCGGGAGAAGUGUGGGAACAUGAGGACAGACUUCUUCUCGACCUACUACCACUGCACGUGCCCCAUGAAUCACCUAUGCAUCACAGAAGGCAGGGACAGAGCCAUAGUCUCUGAGAUGCAUUACCAGGGGCCUGCAUUCCAAUCAGUAUGCACAGGGCAUGAAUGAAUGUGCACAACUCUGUCCUAAUCAUGACACUACCGUGCAAUGACAGAAAAGGUCACAUAAUGUAAUGGAAGUGACCUUGCUCCAUAACACAUGCUUCGUUAAGCUAGCCCAAUCAGACAAGCACAGCAUAACUACCAUGCUGACCUCUUCAUGCCUCUGAUUGGAAAAUAAAUUCUAAUUUGUCUCAAGUGUGUGAGCAAAACUGCUAG